Molecule: messenger RNA, 6711 nt
Organism: Linum trigynum
Lineage: Eukaryota; Viridiplantae; Streptophyta; Magnoliopsida; Malpighiales; Linaceae
Source: the annotation of a GenBank genome assembly
UGCUGUCAAUAACUAGUUAGUCCCAGUAAUUUUGUUUGGAUUGUUAUGAGAGGUUACAUAAUGAAUCUUAUACUAUAACUAACAUGCUCCUUAAAACGAACGCCACUCUUAUAGGUUUGAAGUUUGCACAUGAACAAGACACUAUGAGCUUAUACCAACGGGAAUUAUCGGGAUUCGAACAACAAAUACCUCUGUCACGGGAAGACUCUCAAAGAUGAUAAUAUGGUGAAUGAACUGAAUGGGAGCCACAUUACAUGAAUGAUCACCGAAGAUUGGAAUGAUUGAACGAUUGAUCAUGCAACUUGGAUUUCCAAUCGAUCAGUUGGUGAAGCUUCAAAAUUGGGUGACCGAUAACGUAAUUUGGCAGAUGAGAGGGAACAGCGACGGGAAGAUUCCCACAUUAGCGACAAAAGUGAGAAUGACACACCCAUUUUUAAUAUAUUCAUGAAAGUACGGCGGCGAAGAAGGAGAAGAAGAAGAAGAAGAAUUCGUGGUGGGAGGGAAGAAGGUGGCGACGUGUCCGUCGGAUAGCGACAGACAGUUGAGCCGGCGGGGGGUGGUCGUCGUGUUUCCAUGGCUACCAGCCACCCUGCUUUUUGGCGGCGGGUCCCAUUCCCCACCGCGCGACGGCAGAUCCCGCGUUCUGAUACGCCACGUUACCCACCGGGCGGCUGCCGCAUUUUGGGCCCACUAGGCAAUAGAGUGCAGUAGACCCAUUUAUCCUUUUUCAAACUUGGGCCCAAUAGCGGGCCGCUUUCAUUUUCUUUAAUUCUUUUCCCUUUUUUCUAUAUUACUAUAAUAAAUUGACAGCUGUUUCUUUCAUUUUGGAGAGUAUUUUAGUUUUAGCGGUAUUUAUAUGACUAACACUUCCUACUUCCUAGAUAAAGUAUUGGCUAAUGGCUGUUGAGAGAUGAUAAUUUUAUUCCUAAUCACGAUUAAUUGUGGCAUUGAAGAUAUCCCAUUAGUGGAUAACAACCGACGAAGCAACUAUCUCUCCACCAUAUAACCACCAAAAUGCUGCGAGAAAAACAACAAUUCUUGGUGGAGGAUUACUCGUUAAUGCAUAUAGCUAGCGUUUGUUUUGUUUUUGCCGGCUUUUCUUUUUUCCUUCUUAGUGGACUUUUUGUUGCCCACUCGAGAUGACAGCUUUUCCUAGCUCCUCCCAUUCUCACAACCACGAGUUUGGGAUUACUAUACCUGAUGGUUGAUUGAUCUCAGUUGGAUCGAAUGCGGUGAAGAUUGUAUAGGGUUGAUUGAUCUCAGCUGGAUCGAAUGUGAUUGAAAUCGUGCCAAAGUAUUGAUUAUGAAUUAUCAAAUGUGUCAUCCAACAAGUUGAAGAUAUAUUUUCAGCUGCCUUUCAUAAGAAGUGCAGUUUUAAGUGAUGGAAUACAAGUUAAGUGUAUCGAGAUUAGUAUAAAAUGAGUAAAUUUGAAGGUCGAUGUGACUCCUUAAAAAAUGUUGAUUACCAUAAUUUCCCCCCAAAUGAAAUUUGAAUGCCUAAGUAGAACUUGUUUAGCAUCCUAAUUCCUAAACAGAUACAAUAAAAUAAAAGUUACUGCCUGGAUUUCGGCGCUAAAAAAACGUUACUAUUAAGAGGGGAAAAAAUUAAACAAAAAUUAGAAUUCACGCGAAGGGUCCGGCCGAAAGUUCUGGUGGUGCGAGAGGUAGAAGAUAAAAGGUGAAGUGGUCGGAGCGACACGGUGGCGGUGCUGGCGACGGAAGUUUAGAAGAUGGGGCGAUUGUUUCUGGUGGAACUGGAAGGCAGGUGCUACCGCUGCAGAUUCUGCGACACCCCUCUCGCUCUUGCCGACGACGUUAUUUCGCGGACGUUCAAUUGUAGACAAGGGAGGGCGUACUUGUUCAGCAACGUAGUGAAUGUAACAGUGGGAAUGACAGAGGAAAGGGUGAUGCUUUCUGGUACCCAUACAGUGGAAGACGUCUUCUGCUGCCGCUGUGGACAAAUCCUCGGGUGGACUUAUGUAGCUUCGCACGAUAAGAGCCAGAAGUACAAGGAAGGGAAGUUUGUUCUUGAGAGGUGGAGGAUAGCAGAGGAGGUAACUGAGGAAUUGAGUCUCAAUGGAGGUCAUCAUGGUUCGAGCGAUCCGGACAACUCGUGAGAUGAUUAGUCGACUAUGCUGCAGAAUCCAGUAACCUCACCACCACGACUAGUGACACGAUGGUUAGUAGUGCAGAAAGUUUUGUUUAUAAUCAUAAAGUUAUUCCCCCCUAUGAUGUUGUAUGUUAAAGUACAAGCACCCUGUAUGUUAAAACGCUCAGGUUCUUGCUUGAGUGCAGACUUCUGCUGAUCCCUGGAAGGGCACUAGUCUAUGUAGCCAUCCCAUGGCCCUUCAAAACCAUAAUAAUUGAGUGGAAAUGGUGCUUCCCUCAUUAUGAGACCACAUCCAGACAUCAAUAUAACUUCUCAUGUUGGCUUUGAAUGUUCCUUUUCUUUUGUAAGUUCUGAUUGAAUCUUAAUCCUUGAUGGAGGGUUCCCUUAUCCCGUAAUGCUCGAUACCUCCAACGGUUGUGGCCAAUUCGUUCCGGAUUUCAGUUUCGUUGGACAUUAAGAACUGUCCAAAUGCACGGAACGGAACUGUUUAUUAAGAUGGAAGAAUGAAUCUUGCUUAGCCAGAGACUAGUAAUUUUGAUUUACGUUUCGUUCUAUCUGAAAACCGAAACCGAAUUUCCAGCCCUAUGAACCUCCAUGUUGGUUGUAUGGACUAAUAUCCAAGCUCCGAUUGACUUUCCAUCACCAAACAUUAGCAAGCAAAGCAAUGCUACCGACAAUGGUUGCAUUCAUCUACGGCUGGAUUUCUAGCGGGCAUCCCAUUGGACAAUAAUGCUGUAGAGUGAAGAAAAAGUUCAAAGAAACCAGUUGGCAAACGUGGGUUUGGAUAUUGCCACCAUGAAUUAUUGAGCUAAAAAAAACAAAAGAACAGGAGGAUUUAUUAAGAUAGGAUAGCAUAGUUUGGUUGGUUGGAUGGAUUAAUGCCGAAAGGCCGGCGUUGGAUCUGUUUGUGGAUUAGAUUUGUGACCAUGAUAGGGGUUGGUCCCCUUUGCUCAGUUGGCCCAAGCUAUGGGUCAAACCUUUCGUCCCAAUCCCUUUAGCCUUGAGGUCAUUACUAUAAAAAAUCCAAGUUUCAUAAUCCAAAAAGAAGGAUUUUCGUGUAUUAAUCCUUGUAUUGAUAAUAUGGACAGUACGACGUUAUCUCAAUUUCUGUUGAAUACGAUAGUAGUAUCAAUUUAUCUAAGAUUGCAGAGUUACAUCACUAUCAAUCAAAUUAUACAAAUUCUCAUGGCCAACUCUAAAGAGUUUGCACCACGGUUAUCUCUGAUGGCUCGUUUAUGCAACCAUUAGGGUCACCGGCGAAAGGACGUGUGCUUUAGAGGUUAACAUGUUCAAUUAUUGGGGGGGGGGGGGGGGGGGGGGGGGGGGGGGGGGGGCUCACAAUGAGCACGAGAAAAUGUGCAAACACCAGAGUAGAGCUAUCAAUUGCACACAAGCGUUUGAAGUUCGCACGUGAAGCGAGAAUAUCAUCGUAUUUCUAUGUGGAAUGAUUCUACAACACCGGCAGCUUUCCCCCUUCGAUAGUGGAGGACCCAAGACAACCAGCAUUCCAGCAUCAACCUUUCAAUUUUCAAAUAUGAGUUUUGUUAAUUAUAGACUGUGAGAUCACUUUAUAUCAAGUGUAAAUGGAGGUUAAUUCUCAUGUUGAUUGUGCAGCUAAAUAAUAAGUGUAAUUAUGUGUCGUUAAAAACUUAUAUUUUUAGUCUUGUGGAUUUAGAUAUAGAUGUUCAUCCUUGUAUGAUUAUAUUGGUUAUUUCCUAUCACACAUGACAAUCAGUAAUAUAUAUAUUAUAUAUAUUCCAAACAACGGGAAAGCGUGUUUUGUGAUGUAGGUUGCCGGCAAAGUUUAGGGGCCCAUGGCCGAUUCAUCAGCAUUAUCAUUGGGCCCACAGUCCACUGAUCCAAAGUCCACAGACGGCUGGCUGCUGGACGAACGGGCCCACUCCUUUUUAGCAUAGAAUUAAACACGCGGCUUCUUCUUUUUUUAAGGUGUUUAAAAAUUUGUCCAUUCCUGGGAAGCACCAAAUAUAUCUCUUCCCAAUCGCCAAUCAAAUCCAACCUCUUUAUUUCAGCCCACUGUUUUGGAGAACGACGGUAAUGGUAUUGCAACAUCCACGUACGCACAUCAACUUCUCACAAACAGUCCAGGAAAGAUUCGUUAAAGGUGUAAAAUCUCUCCGAUUCAUGAACUAAGCUUCAAUUGUUUCAUACCGCGAAAAUAUAAAUCAACUUAAAUUUUGAUAGAUGAUUUUAGUUUAUACCAUUUUUUGCUCCAGACACACGAAUAAUAAUUACUCACCGGUUAGGGAUAACUGUUUGGGCGUACCAGUUGGGCGGCACCGACAACAAUCCCAAAUGGUGCCUCACUACUUAAGUUAGUCUACACAUGCUCGACUUCUUGGUUUAGCGUCACUAGUAACAGUCUAACAAUUUUUUUCGAUUGAACAAUCGAUAUGAUACGGUUUUAUAAACAACCACAUUAAGGAAACGCAAUUGAGUGCCCCAAACGUGGAUUGGGCUAGGGCUAUAUAUUAAGUCAAACAAUUUGUGUCACUAAUCCUCUUUUUUUUCAGGCACUGAAAUCGUAAUUUGUCUAAUUGAAUGUUGGGCCUGAUUAUUAUUAAAUAUUAUUCUUAAAAAAAACAAAAGCAAACAACCAAAUCCCACUUUACUCAAUUCAAUAAUUAAAAUAAUAACGGCACGACCGAGUCGUCGUAAUUAUAACGCUGCCCCUGCCCGCCAUUAUCAAACACACGCGGACGCGGGAAAGCCAUCAAAGAGAUUGGCGGUAAAAUCAUAAAAUAAUUAAAACAGCCAAAAAAGAAGAAAGGACAGGUGUAGAAAGAUAAUUCACUCAGGAAAACGACAAGGUAAAAGAGCAACGCCGUGAAGGGGGCCUCCGCCGACGGUGGUUGCGGCGGUGCCGACAGAGGAGUUUUCCCCUGUACGUACGGGAUUGACAGCGUGAAACCCACAUGCCCAUCCCGUUUCCCUGACAGCAAGUUUUUUUAAAUUUUAUCAGAAAGGUAAAGCGGUGGUUGGAGACAAACACCGCCGCGAUGGAUCUGGAGGAGAGAGGGCCCCGGCGGUUAUGGUGUAAAUUUAAUGUCCGGCAACCGUGCGGCGCUGCCACGUGACAGACACGAAAUUAAAGUCGCCAUCUCUUUCUCUCUCUAUCUCCAAGCGGAAUCUGGAUUAUUUUGGGGACCACCGGAAGGAAAAUGGGGGGAGCGGUGGGGAGGCGGUCAAAUCGGUCGUUUUGUGUCUUAAAUUGGAGGUGAGUUUUGAAAUGACGGGGGCGGCUGGGGUGUCGGCUUCGGCUGAGCCGGCCCGGCGGAGCUUUCCCACCGGCGAUGGCUCGGCUUGGCUCUUGAAUUGAUGGUUCUAUGUAGAGUUGUUAACCCGAUUUAAGUCAUUAAGUCGGUUGAUGAAGUGGUUUGAAGUUUAAUAGAGGUUAAUUCUGUUUGAAUUUCUUACCGAAUAACAAAAAUUUACCUGAUAUAAAGAUUUAUUAUAUGCUCACAUUCUAUGAAAAGAAUCUUAUACAACCUCCUAAAUCCUAAUCCACCCACCAUUCCUCUCCCCCCUCACACAUUCCCUCUUCCUUCUUUCCUCUCUUUAACGAUCGAUUCGCUGAAUUUCUGAAAUUCAUUUAAGAGUACAAUUUGGUUGGAUCUCAUCGAUCGAUCGGUAGUAGUUUAACAACCUUGUUUUUAUAUUUCAGAAUUAGAAGUUUUCAAUUUUAUAGUUUGUAAUUGGGCUUGAAUCCCAUUAAGCAAAUGGUAAUAAAAGACUGAAAAAUUGGUUAAUUCUAGGGGUGGCAGUUCGGUUAUUUUGGUUAUAACCGGUAACCGAUCGGUCAGUUAUCGGUUAAUCAAAAUAAUCACUCUCCCUAUCAAAAACCGCGUAAAAUAGACUUUGGUUAUCUCAGUUAUCGGUUAACCGAACCACUUUUAAGAUAAAAACCAUUUAGUCCAGCCUCCAAUAACCGACCGAAGCUCGAUUACUUUGAUUACCGGUUGUCAAUUUAACCAAUCGGUUAAAUUACCAGGUUAACCGAUAACCGGUAACCGAACUCCCACUGCUGGUAAUUCCACUAAGGAAACGGAUAAGCACAAGGCUUCUGCUAACAAUUAUGGCCGAGAGAGUCCAAAGACCAGACUCACCGCCGCAUGAUACUGACGACCUACCGUGGGAGAGAGAGAGAGACGUGGAAGCGCCGCCGCCGUUCGCCGACAAAAUACACGGGGUUCCGGUACAAGAGCACUAGCCAACAAACAUAAAAAGUAGCCAACAGUCAGAAUACCCCCACUCAAAAGCACUGCCCUUUUUCUUCCUUAGUUCCUUUUGACAGAUUCCAUUGAAACCCUAAUUGGACCGCCGCUUGCCGCAGUCAAAUCCGGCUGCAGCCGCCGAGCCACUUCACCGGCCGGCAGGACAUACAUAGGUAUAUUAAUUAACUAAUAUAUUAAAUUUGUGUGGGCAGGUGGUGCCGCGACAGCUUCAUUACAUGGUUGUCAUGCUCGUGACAUGCCACCCGGUUGAAUCUGAUUCAACUAGUGCCGGUCAUGAAACCGGCAUGACACCACCGAUAUGACUGGUAUGAUCGACUUACGCAUUCUAAGUAAAAUGACAUUAUUUUA